Messenger RNA from Colletotrichum spaethianum, 588 nucleotides. RefSeq lists its product as uncharacterized. NCBI's taxonomy places the organism in Eukaryota, Fungi, Ascomycota, Sordariomycetes, Glomerellales, Glomerellaceae. The record is from RefSeq and is a predicted model, not a curated record. The transcript has a single exon. Bases 1 to 588 code for a protein of 195 amino acids.
AUGCAGGAGACCGGUCCCAAGCUCCCUGCCAGGCUACCAGAGUUCAACCCUAAUGCUGCUGGUUCCGAGGACAGCGAAGAAUUCAGGGCCAGCCUCGCUGACCUCAAGAACGUGGCGCCUUUCACACAGAACUCUGGCCUGGGUUCUCUGGGCGAUCUAAAGAUGAACCUCCCGUUCGAGAGCCAGCCUUCGAGCCGAGCACCCAUCGAAAAGGAGAAGAAGCCAUCGCUCGAUUUCCCAGUAAUUCCCCAGGCACCUCGCCCUCCGCCGACGUUCGCAGUCAACCUCAAGCCCACAGGCGGGGCCUGGCAGAAGUACACGCAGGAUUUCCAAAGCUAUGUUAUGAGAUGGGAAAUCUUCAACGCUCAAGUCAUCGAGCACUUCAACGCACGCAAGGCGAACAUUGCUGAUCUUCGAGCUCGAAAGAGUUAUUCUUUCCUCGUCUCUCGUGGCGACGAUGAAAUUCAAGAGUAUCUGGAAUGGAUGGCACAGGACAAGGAGGUUCGAAGAAAGUGGGCUGUUGCGUGCGAGGACCACGAAGCCCGCAUUCGAGAGUUCAUGGUGUACAAGGGCAAGAUGGCAGCUUGA